AUACUAUAGUACAGUCACAUUGUAAGGGUCCAGAAAUAACUCCCUGUGUUAUAUCGAUCAGGGACGUGACGUUGUGGCCGCUAUCGCGACUAGCUCCAGAUAUCCAGUGACACUAUCUCUGUACGUUAUGAAGACUUUAAAUAUUAAGAUUUAAUUCUGUCGCUGAUUUAAUAUCAUAUGCCAGUCAAUAUCGGGUGGUCGCUAGGCAGUGAAAUAACGACGCUGAUUAAAGGACGGGAGAACGUCACAGUGCACAUGACCGACAGCUGGAGGAGAUAGAGAAGGAAAACAUCGGCUGCAAUCGAGGAUAGGUUGCAUAUAUACCCCGUGCUCGAGAUGAGGAGGUAGAGGCCGACUGGUGACGGUAUAUUUUCUAUGAAGAGCUACAUCUGAUGUUUUCAUAUACGGAUUAGAGAAACAGACAAACACUGAGUGAAUAGAGGGAGUGAAACAGCAAAGAAAAGGACUCAGCUGAAACGAAUCCACGAAGACAACCCUGAGGCAUAACAUCCCAUUGCUCUACAAUGCCAAUUCCCUGUGUGUAUGGACUGGCUGUCAUCCUUAGUCUCGUGGGGGGCUGUCUUGGAUAUAGUAGUGGAGCGCCAUCUUUAGCCUGUACGUCCAUGAAUCCGCAGCAUGGCCCGAGUCCCCAGGGAACGACGUCACCGUAUUCCAUAUCAGCGUCCGCAGCCACCUAUGAUACUGACGACACUAUAACAGUGACGGUGACAGGAACGUUCAAGGGAAUUCUUCUCCAAGCCCGGAGAGCGGGAACCACCACCAUAGUGGGUUCCUGGGGGACCCCUCCCCCGGGCACCAGACACCUCACCUGUCAGAACAUCGGCCAGAGCGCCAUCACCCACUCCAGCAGUACGGACAAGACUGACCUCAGCUUCCAGUGGACGGCGCCCAGUGACGGAGUCGGCGACAUAGAGUUCGUGGCCACGAUUGUGCAAGUAAAGGCCGUGUUUUGGACCGGAGUGAAGAGUUCGUCUCUAUCGCAACUGACGACCACAACCACCACAACUACCACAACUACCACCACCGUCACACCCAGCCCACAGACAGCUACCACAGCACCAUCUACAGUGUCAAUCUCCACAGUCAACACAACGUCGCUUACACCAUCAACAACCGCUGCGACGCCAACGACAACCGUUGCUAGCACUGUCACCAGUAGCGCGUCUGCAACUACCACGCUUGCAGGGGGUCGAAAUUCUGCUGCCUCUGUGGUUAAAAUGUUUCGGUUAUGUUCCUGGCUUUUCGUUUCAGUGGUGGCAGUUUUCUUUGAAAUUGUCAAGUGGUUAGACUGAUAUACAAGGAAAGAAGUAAUUGGAGUGAUGGGAUGAAGUUAUCUUAAAUAUGAAGAACUCACGCACACCAUUAAUAUCAUCUUAAUAAGCGCUGCACCAUAUACUUAGCACUCAGAAACAUAUUUAUUUUAUUAUAUAUAUCAUCUCGUUGUUUUAUUAACGCUGCAUCCGAAGUCAUUAAAUCUUACAUAAGGCACCAGGCGGUCUAACACGCGGUCGGAGAAUGACUGCACUGGAGGUAUGAAAUGUCAUAACAUCAUUUGCGAGGAAGCUUUAAUUAACGACUUAGACACGUAAUAAUUGCCAUUUGUAAUCGUGUCUGAUAUACCAGUUUUACGCAGGUGCAGGGAAGGGCAAAAAGGGUGGUUGCCAUCCUGUGGUAAUUUAUGUAAUUACAGCAUUGUUACUGUUCUUGCUCACGGAGAAGUUCUGAUCGGGAUAAGGAAAGGGCAACUUUGGUUUUUGCGAUUAUUAUUAUACGAUUAUUGCUGUUUUUAUCCUACCUCAGUAAUUUUUCUAUCUGUUAUAAAAUGUCAGCACUGUGCCUACUUUUGUCAAUUUAAAGUUUCUGACAUGUUGCACAGUGUCUUCUUUGUUUGGAUAUGUCGUCAGAAUUAGAGGUCAAAACAAGACAAAUCUUUUAGUUUAGAAAGUUGUAUAAAGCUAGUAUAGAAGAACACAGCCAAAUCAUUAGUUAAUCAAUAAAGUCGUCUUUUGAUUGUAGCUAUAGCCGUGUUUCACGGAUUGCGAGCAACCCCAUGGAAACAUGACUUGGAAACCCUCCAAGUCCAGUUCUGCCAUUUUAAUCAAAAGAAACCCGAUCAUGGCGGCUCUGCCUUGUGAUGUGGAAAACAUGCAGGUUUAUGACAGGUCUCGUUGUCCUUAGAUUACAUCAAUGUUUUUUUUUUAUACAUCAACACCAGGAAGUGAAAUCAAGAGCUACUGUGAAGUAUAUUUCUAUUCAGCCGUCAUAUCACAUGUACAUGUUGAUCGUGAUGAUACAGAAAUAAAUUGUUUAUG
Messenger RNA from Lingula anatina, 2333 nucleotides. Its product is annotated as putative defense protein 3. Gene Ontology annotation, cellular component: membrane. NCBI's taxonomy places the organism in Eukaryota, Metazoa, Brachiopoda, Lingulata, Lingulida, Lingulidae. The record is from RefSeq and is a predicted model, not a curated record.